This is a messenger RNA of Peronospora farinosa, 597 nucleotides long. The record is from the annotation of a GenBank genome assembly. NCBI's taxonomy places the organism in Eukaryota, Oomycota, Peronosporomycetes, Peronosporales, Peronosporaceae.
AUGAGCGAGACGAAGGUCGCUUCCGUUGAGCCCCUGGGCACCAUUACCAUUGAAGUGCCGCAAUAUGCGCUGCAGAAGAUACGCAAUAAAAUUGUAAAGUCUGUUAACAUUCAGAACGCUCGUGGGGUAUCUCAAUUCUUCGGUUUCGGUGAGGAAAAGCCGUUUAAUGUGCCGGAACGUCAAGUGCUCGCUUCGCGGUGUCGAAAGAACGCGCUGUAUUUCAGUGCUAACUACGCCAUCUCUGCUGCGCUGGUUGGCGUCGUCACAAUCCUGUUGAACCCGUUCUUCCUUUUUGUGCUCAUUUGCCUGGGCGGUUUCUGGCUCUACAUGUCGAGCGCAACGGCGGACGAGUCACCUGAAAAUCCGACUAAAAUUAUGGGGCGCACUGUGACGCCUGAACAGCGGCAACUCGGUAUGCUCGGUGUGAGUGCUGCGGUGAUUGUUGUUUUUGGAGGAUCCAUACUCUUUACGAUCUGUUCAGCUAGUGGCGCACUUGCAAUUUCGCACGCGAUUUUACGCGACUGUUCUACCAUUCGCGAGGAAGAUGAACUGGGCUUCUUAUCGGACGAGGCAGACCAGAUUGCGGACACCGUAUAA